AUGUUCAGAUCACUAAGCAGCAAGAACUCGGCAUCCUCGUCCAAACGAAACAAGACGGUUCAAUCGAGUCGCCGGACCGAAUCCGUAGCAUCUUCGUCUACGCAUCGCAAACACUCUCGCAAUGAUGAACGCACUUCCAAGAAUGACCGAAAGCCAACAUCCACCCAACCUCCCGUAGAUGGCUCCUCUAGUCUCUCCACCUACUAUACCACUUCUGACCGACUUGACCAACUCGAACCUCGAUCUUUGACGGAGGAGGCGAUCAGGAGCCUUGGUAUGCAAGAUGAUGAAUGGAGAGACACAUACUCGCACGCAGAUGACUUGCCUUCGGGACCUGGGCAUGCAGACAAGAGGGAACGCUUUGGCCAUAAGUACAAGAACGACACAGGUCGGCGGUCCGACGAAGAUCUGGAUUACCACUCUCCAACUGGAGAAACCAUGCCAGAUGAGCGCUUGGUACCUCGAGGAGAGUAUGCACAGAACUCGUUUGGUACAUCUUCUCGUGUGCAAGACCAGUUCCCUGGUCAAGAUCCCUCUACAUUCGCACGUUCAGCGUUCACUUCUGCUACGACUCAAGGGGUUGUGGCUGGAGGCGCUGCUGCUGAGUACUACUCACAGGUUUCGAUGCAGCCUCAUGAGACUGGAAGCCAAAAUAUGCCCUCGCAAGCCUUUGCCGCCUCACACAAGACAUCGAAUCGUCCUACAGGACAAUUUGAACCUUUGAUGUCUAACGGCUCUGCCUAUCCUAAUAACUCGUACACUACUGCUCCUGCUGAUGUCCCGUACAACGACAAUGCCGCAAAUCAAAACUAUACAUACAGUCAACCGCAAGGUCCAACCGAGCAUCUCUUGCAGGGACACACUAGCUCAUACGGAGUCCAACACCAGCACCCUCAGUCCGUACCUUCUGCAACAGCCUAUACUGAUACCUCCUACACAACACCUGUGCCCAGUCAAGUUCAAGGACACGGUAAGCACGCCUCGACGGGCCAGAACUUGGCACAUGUCGCAGCCGCAGAAGCUGCGGUAGCAGAUGCUCAUAGCCAACAUCAUCAUACGAUGCAUCAGUACACUCACUCGGCUCCUAAUGGUCAUGACAACAGCCACGAUGAGACGCACGGGUACUCUCCUCCAAGGCCGUAUACUUCCGGAGCCAUGGCGAUGCAACACAAGCACAAAGGUUCGAUAAGCAAAUUUGUGGACUGGUGGAAGGACUAUGAAGACGUUCGCAAGAUGGAAGAGUAUACUGAGUACAUUGGCGUGUGCAAGUAUUGCUUUGACCCUCGCUCUACCGCUACAGACGCACCCAGGAAGCAUAACAGUGGAGGCAGACGUUCAUCUGAUUCAUUGCGAAGACGCUCUAGAGAAUCUCUCCGCCGAACUCACACGAACGGAUCGGACUAUGGCAGAGUAGACAAGGAUGCGAGAUACCACUCGUCCGACAGUGAGCGCCGUAGCAAGAGAACUAGUUGGCUAGGAGCUGGUGUUGCUGCAUACGGUCUAUCGAAAGUUGGAAAGUCGUUGUGGCAAAAUUCUCGUGAUUUCGACGACACUUAUAGUGUCAAAUCAGGGAGAAAGAGCGAGGUCUCUAGGAAUGGCAGUCGCAGGGGUAAGAAUUACUCCUCCGGUCUUGACAGCAGAUCAGAGCGCACUGAAGAUCGUAGAGGUGAACAUGAUAGCUUCGACGAACGGCUCAAAGCUGGGAUGUACAACCUUUACAGACCGGAAAACUUGAGCUCGGACGUAAGAGUCACCGAAGAUGGUCGAUACGGUACUGCCAAGUCAGGCUCGGCGACCGCGGGAGGCUCGCAACAUACCGAAGACCAGAUCCAUGUUCGUCAUCCUAGUCCCGGAGCUGGACAUAUCUCCCGACAUGCGGCAUACCGCAAAGGAUACAAAAGCCGAUCAAGAAGUCAGAGUCCUUCUCUGGCUCAGAUUCUGGGACUGACCAGCUCACACAGACGCACAUCAGCAAAAGCUUCUCGCUCCUCCUCACUGCAGCAGGAUAGCAUGUUUACCAAUUUCCUUUCCAAGCCGUCAAACAGGAGUAAGCCCAAGCAAAGUACCAAGAAGGGGUUCUUCAAUUUUGCCAACUCGUCCUCAUCAUCUUCCAACCCCGACCUGGCAUUUGGUGUCUGGCCUACCAAUAAUGGCAAAUCGACCAAGAAGCUUCCUCGCAAAAGCUCUGACGAGUAUCUCAAGGCAACUCUGUUAGGCAUCGGUGCCACUGCGGCUGCCCUUAGCGCCGUGCAGCGAAGUAGACUCACGAGCAAGAAGGCAGAUACCUCGCGACUACGCAAUAGAGAUCACCUUCAUGCAACACAGCGAAGCAAGCAAAACAGCGGUGAGGAGGAUGGCUGGGAAUCAGCUACUGAUCACGAGAGUGGUUCCUCUGGCCUUGCGUUUGGUGACUUCGAAAGUGGCAUAAGGAGACCUCGAAGACAACGCAGCUCCGAAUCUAUCACAUCUCAGAGCUCCGGCACUGACAAAUGGAGCUGGCGUUGGCGUCGAGAGGCAGACAAGAGAGAAGUCACCAAAGAUGUGUCACAGACCAACCGCAGCCAUAUCGGUAGAGAUUUGAGCCUUGCCACAUCGCAACCACUGCGAUAUAUGGCCCCGGCUCCGAUCUCUAGCCCGAUGCAUUCUGAUGUUCGUGGAUCACCAUCUAUGCCCGGUGUAUACCCAGAACAAUCAUACAAUGUCAACGGCACACCGAUACAGCAACCGCAGCCCAUGAUGCCUCUACGAUCUAGCAUAUUUGGAACCCAGACUCCGCCUGAUACCUCUCACAACGAUCAAUAUAGCCCUCGAGUCUCUGCGUGCCCUACUAUUCCUACAGAGCUGAGACGCACCCAGUCGAGUCCUGUCUCGAAUAACACUAUGCGCAACGCUGCAAUAGCUGGAAUAGCAGGUGCGGCUGCUGCUGGAAUUCUUGCAAAUGGCAAGGGCAGAACUAGAGACGAUAGUCCUAGUAAUGUCCGUUUCGAACUCACUGAAAAGCAAGCCAAGAAAGAGGAACGUCAAUAUCGCAAAGACAACGCUAAAGAGAGCAAAGACCAAGCCAAGGAGGGGGCUAGAGCGAAGAAGGAGCGUGCUCGCCUCGACCGCGAAAGAGCGAUGCAAGAGGACUCGGUCCGAAAGGCUACUGAAGAUGCAAGACACUACGCGGAAGAAGCAGAACGUCAAAGAUACAUCGCCGAGCAGACUCAGCAGCAACAAACUCGAAUGCGAGAGGCAGCGGCUGCUGAAGCAUUGGUGCGAGAAGCGUACCGCCGGAGGAGAGAAGAGACCAGGGAGUUCAUGCAGAACGCACUUGCCGAACAAGCUUGUGAGGCCGAACAGAAGAAGCAGCGCGAGGCUUGGCAAGCUCAGCAGAUGGCAGGUGCGAGACAGGAAAACGUUUCUACGAGCAUGCCCUAUGCUACUCGUUCUUACGAGCCGUCCAACGAACAUAGUGGUCAGCCUCUCAUGGACGACGACCUCAUCGACCCAGAGUUCUUCACCCGUAGGCGUAGUCACAGCGAUCUAGCUCGACACGAAGAGCUCGCUAAGAAAGCAGCUGCCAAGAUCGUCGCUGAUCUUGAGGAUAAGUACAGAAGUCCUGCACCAUCCCAGGCUGAGUUCUUCGCGCCGAGAGAGCUUUUCGAACCAUCAAAAGGCAAGACUAAAGUCCAUGGACCGAUAGACGACAACGACUUCCAGGUCUACCACAUGUCAGAAGACCAGCUUGCAUCUAUGCCCAGCGAGCCACCACCACCAUACCAGCCAUCGUAUCAAUUUGCCAAUAUGCGAGACAAAAAAGGACCAGCACCGUGGGACAUUCCCAAGCUCAAUGUGAUUGCGCCUACACCUCCUGCAAGCUACGCGGGAUCGGCCAAGGAUGACAAGUCACCGAUCAGUGCCUCAGAGAGGAUCACACGCGAAGCUAACGAGAAGUCAAUCGCUGAUGUCGAACUCCAAAAGUCGAGUAAAAUCAGCUGGGGCGAAGAUCAAACUCGUUUCUACGAGAUAACCACUCCUGAGUCGUCUCAAGAGCACGUCGUUCUGCCUGAUGGACUGCCUCAAAAGGUGUCAGUUCAAGCAAAAGCCCAACAUAGUCCUACCAGUCACACUUCAAAUCUGGAUAUGGAUGGGGCCGAUCAUCUCAUUGAAGAGAUCACUCGACAACCUCCAUGUGCAUCCGCCGAACGCUUCUACCAACAACCAUUUGUUGAGAGCGUUGACGAUAUUGCUUUCACUAUGGACUCGCCUGGUACAGAAGGUGCACCACCCGUACAAGGCUUCGUCGAAGGUGAAAUCGAUGAUGCGACUGAACAAGAUGACCAGAUGCCUCAUAUUCCUGGCGGCUUCGAUGACAUGACUCCAGAGCCUCAAUCCGAAGACAUGCUUGACAGUGCGGUGCAAAAUUUGAGACGUCAAAUUAUGCAAGAACAACAAUCCCCACCAAUCAUCGAGCAAGACCAGGAUGAUUACUUCAUGACCAAGAAGCAGAGAAGGCGACGAGACAAGGAAGCAAGGAGAGCAUCCCUCGUGGAAGACCAGCGAUCGCCAGUCGAUAACCAAAGUGAUUCAUCACGUAUGCAUCAGCCUCGUUCCAGCUCGGAAGAACGUGACGUUGUACCAGGAGCAUACGUUUCAACCCCAGGAUCUGAACCACUACAAAAUCGCAAGCAUAAUGAGCAAUCUUCACGCUACGAAGAGGUCGAUGCAUUGAUUGGUGCUGCAGCGGCAGUAGGAGCCCUCGUGCACAACGCUAGGUCUCGAUCGCCAACCAGGAGAAAGAGUGAGCCAGAGGAUUUCGACCGUCAGCGUGCACAUUCUUCACACUCAGAACCUCGAGACACUGUUUCGCAAUCCACACCUACAUCGCCAGUUUACGAGCGUCGACCAUCUCUUCCCAGCCAUGCCUUUGACGAUCUUGACAUGCUCCCUGGUAGCAAGAAACCUAAGAAGUCUAAGAGAAACAGUCUGCUCAACUAUCCCGCUAUCGGGUCUCCGCUUCGGUCAGCCAUGACUUGGGAUGACCAUAUCGAACUCAUGGAUGUCAGGGAGUAUGACCAAUCUGCUCAGACGCAAUCAAAUAAUGCUGACUACGAUAAUGGACACUCUCUCGACGACACGGAGGUAGAGUUGAGAAGAAACCUCACCUCGCCCGAGUCUGAGCGUGGCGCUGCAUCCAUCGUCUCUGCACCUGCUGGUGACGAAGACAGUGGUAGAAGACGCAAGCAUAGAAAGCCGCACCGCGAACGUGAGAAGUCCGCCUCACCUCGCAGAAGUAUAUCGGUCGCAGCGUCAGAACCGUAUGAAAGCUCUCGUAAGCACAAACGGCGAUCACAUCGUGACGAUGCCGAUCUUGAUGAUGCAUCCUCAAUCCGCUCUCGUAGUUCUCACAGCUCCAGGAGGGACGAAGAAGAAGGCAAAGGCAAGAAGAAGGGUGGCAUUCUUAGCCUCUUCCGUCGUAAGACAUCGGAUGAUGUUGUCGGUAGUGAGCAGAAACGUGCCAAUGGUGACGAAGAACGUUCCAAGUAUCACCGUCGCCGCCAUAGCUCCGAGCACGCCAAUGGUGAAUUCGCCAAGCGCAGGGACUCGCCUUCCAGAUCUAAUUCUUAUGUCGAAAGAGACGACGCUUUCUCUAGACACUCGAGCAGUCCUCGACAUCGGCGCAAAAAUCAUCGUGAUGAAAGUGUAGAUGAUGUCGACGUCGCUUCCCAAACCUCAGAGUCCAGGCGCCACCACAAGCAUCGUAGUCGAGAUCAGAGCCAGUCUCCAGAGAAGGAGUUCGAUGACACUAGAUCUCAAACCUCGGAAUCGAGGAGGAAGCAUAGGCAUCGAGAACGCGAUCUGGACUUGGACGUUAGGAGGUCGCUAUCGCGAGACAGUAAGACCACAAAGGACGAAGACAAGUCUUUUUUAGUGGAUCGGGUAGAGGAUGAGGAGUCCGUACCUCUACCCGAGGAUGAUUCCCUAUCAUCAUCUCAGGCUUCAGAGUCAAUCGAACAUCUACAGGGAUUUAUCGCGUCACCGGUGCAUGACAAGAUGGAAACAACAGAGCAAGUCGAUGACUCGACACUAUCGCCAAUGGUCACUGAUGAGCCGGUGGACUUCAUGGAGGGUACUGUCCCGGAAGAUCCAGAUGUGCCAACGCAAGGAGUUGAAGCCAGAUCUGAUUCAUUGCCAUCUGAAGCGCUGUCACCGCCCAGCAAGCACAUGACACCGGCAAGACCUAUCGUUCCCUUACGCAUCAGCUCCUCCACAGCUGUCCCAUUACGAUUUCGUCGUCCACCAACAUCGCCAAGUCUCCCAAAAGAACGGUCGGCCAGCUUCAGCUCUUCGAUUGCACAAUCACCAUCAUCACCGAUAACGCCGAAAGCGAAGAGACCUCUAUCCUCAGAAUUAAUGCACUCAACUGAGUUCAGACCACUGUACCUACUCGAGCGCACACGUAAGCCCCAAACUCAAGAAUCUGAACAGGAUCUACCAAGUCUGCCUCCAAGUCGUAGCACGAGCUCAUCCAGUCUCCAGAGCAGUGAAGACUGGCAGUCGGCGGCCGAAGACUUUGACCCGAGCGAACACGAUAAUCUGAGUCCCCCCAACUAUGACCAGUCGCAAACUGAAGAGCCUGAAGAUGUCUUGGGGUCUGCGCAAACCACACCCAAAGCGACUGAGUUUCCGAAGCACAUACUGGACCAUCGUCCUCAUUUGGAACCAGAGUACUACUCAUGGAGCGAUAUGGAACGUGAGGAACAUCUACGCCAGGAGAAUGAGAGAGACCGCCACAACGACUUAGUAGAAGAGCAAACUGCUACUGGUGAUGAAGUUCGUUCUGGUAUAAUCUCUGACGAUGCAAUUGUCGAAUCACACAUGGAUCCAGAAGUAGUCGUCAAUCAAGAUCCAAUGACGACCGACGUGUGGGGUGAAUUGAGCGACGAAGAGCUUUCUCGCACCAAAGCGGGUGUUCGCGAAGAGCCCGAAAAGCCUGUAUUGCAACUACAGGAGCCGGAAUUUGAAGCAAGCUUUAUAUCCCCAGCCAAGAAGCGCAAGAACAAGAAGGCAGCUAAGCUGGGAACCUCUUCCGUUUCGACACUCACUAGCCCGAUUCGCGAAACACCCGCAGAACUUGCAAGAAGAAGGGAAAAGGACGCACAAGAUGCUGUUGAUACUUGGUUCCAGCCAGUCGAUGGAUCAAGAGAAGCAGCUGUUGUAGAUGAAGUCGAUGCAAGCCUUGUGCCUUUGCCAGAAUCCUCAACUCCGACCGAAGCGAACAGCAUAGAGAGCGAAUCUCUACCUGCUCCUAUACAAGAGAAUGAAGCUUUAAGACAAGAGCUUGAAUCUACUUCUCCAUUGCUGUCGCGCAAGAAAUCGAAGAAGGGCAAGAAGAAGCAGAAAUCUGUGGUCCUGGAUGAACCAAGUUCUGGAUUCACGUCUAUCGAAAACCCCUCGGAAGCACAGAUGGACUCCGAGAUCGCACCCGAAACUCAAUCUCCUAUGGGGAUUCUGCCCGAGAAUGGAGAGCGGGAAUCUCAAACAGGAACGCCUCCUGAUCCAACAGCUCAUGAACAUCGCCUCAACACUGAGGAUUCAAAAACAAAUGUCUCGAUUGAUAUCCCAGACGAGGUCCCUACACUAGUUGGUCCAGAGCAGUCUCAAUAUGACAAACAGCUUGAAGAACCAGAUUACACAACGUCCAAGGCAGAACGCAAGAAGCAGAAAAAGAAGGCAAAGAAGGCAGCACUUUCAAUUGCAGUCCCUGCUGUUGCUGCAGCCGUGUUAGCUGUGUCCGAUCAUGAAGGUCCGGAACAGGGUGACAGGAGUCCGGCUGCAGGACAUGAGUCCACGUUUGUCGAUGACAGAAAAGACGAGAGACCAAUCGAGGGGUCUGUCGACGACUAUGCGAGCUCGGUUCCUGGUACUGCUGAUGAUCAUCCUAGAGAAGUAACUCUGUCCGAAGAAGCUCCUAAACGUGCUGUCUCCACUGUCGAAGCCGAACGAUUUGAAGAACCUGGCGCAAUCGAGCAGCAAGAUGCAGCGGACGAGCCAAUUGAGCUUUCUGAACCCAUCAAAGAGUUGUCCCUUGAAGAAAUUUCACUUCCGGAUGAGACUCGGGACGAAUUAGAUGAACUCGUAGCCAAGAACCCUGUCUCAGAGUCAAGCGUCGAGAGUACACCUCAAGAACAGGCUCAGCGUGUACCCGAAGACGCACUCGAACAGAGACCCCCGAGUUCAGGAAAGACUAAUCAAGAAGCAACAAGCAAAAGGUCGUCUUGGUUCUCCUGGCUGCCAGGCAGUAAGACACAAGAAGCCGAUGAACCGAAGAUUGAGUCCAGGGCGAUCGUCGACUUCCAAAAAGAGUCCGAUGUCCUUAACCAAGAGCCUUUCGAACGUCUUCUUGAGCAGCCAACACAACAUCCCGAGAUUGUCGACGAACCGAACAUU
Aureobasidium namibiae CBS 147.97 is the source of this 8433-nucleotide messenger RNA. RefSeq lists its product as uncharacterized. NCBI's taxonomy places the organism in Eukaryota, Fungi, Ascomycota, Dothideomycetes, Dothideales, Saccotheciaceae. The transcript has 3 exons. The record is from RefSeq and is a predicted model, not a curated record. The annotation marks the transcript as partial.